CAGAAGUAAUUUAACCAUGAAUUAACAGUGAUGAUGUAAUAGCAGCAAAUACUCGCCGAACUGUAAAUAUUCAUUUCUCAAUGAGAAUUGGGUUACCAUGGUAUUCAUCGUCAACAAUUUCCUACAUAAGGCUUGACUGAAAGAUAUUUUUUUUAUUACGACUAUUUGAAAUUCGUUUUAUCAUCGCUACUGCUUUUCCACCACAAAUUCAGUUUAAAAUAUACAUAUGCGUGCGUGUGUGUGUAUAUUCGUGUAGCUGGAGAAAUCUAAUUUACAUUGUCUUGUGUUAUCGCUUGUUUCAGUAAUUUGCGAUAAUAAUAUACAAAGAAAAGAAAGAAAGAAAAACUGGACGUCUUGAGUUUAAAUCAACAUUUACUUGUGUUAUAUACUCUAUGAACUCUGACACGCAAGUUAUAGAUACAACCUUUGACCUCGGUCUCAGCAAGAGAAGCGGUGUGAAGGGGUAGGAGGAGAAGACGGGCUGCGAAGGAGGAGCAAGAUGGCGACUAGCAGUUGCAGUCAGUGGAGGGGAGCUGGGCCGGAGGAGAGCAGGGACAAGGAAUUUAUGCAAGGUGAUGGUGGCCCAACUCAAGACGAGUAUUCCUCUGACAGCGACAUAGACACAGAACCCGCAAAAGCUUUCCAUCGUCGGAUAUCGACCAACAAAGAAAUUAAAACUACGACUGCCAUUAAAGAAGGUUAUUUGAUGAAACAUACGAGCACUUUUCAGGGUUAUCGACGGAAAUAUUUUAAAUUAAAAGGACGUAAAUUGUACUAUGCAAAAGAUACAAAGGUAUGUUGUUAAUGUAUUUCAGUUUUUUCUUCCUUAAAU
This is a messenger RNA of Octopus sinensis (East Asian common octopus), 832 nucleotides long. Its product is annotated as diacylglycerol kinase eta-like. The record is from RefSeq and is a predicted model, not a curated record. Bases 500 to 805 code for a protein of 101 amino acids. Lineage: Eukaryota; Metazoa; Mollusca; Cephalopoda; Octopoda; Octopodidae. The transcript is spliced from 3 exons.